Messenger RNA from Ananas comosus (pineapple), 925 nucleotides. Its product is annotated as actin-depolymerizing factor 7-like. Bases 191 to 610 code for a protein of 139 amino acids. Gene Ontology annotation, cellular component: actin cytoskeleton; cytoplasm. NCBI's taxonomy places the organism in Eukaryota, Viridiplantae, Streptophyta, Magnoliopsida, Poales, Bromeliaceae. Gene Ontology annotation, molecular function: actin filament binding. The record is from RefSeq and is a predicted model, not a curated record. Gene Ontology annotation, biological process: actin filament depolymerization. The transcript has 3 exons.
AGUAGCAGCCACACCACCGCAACCCAGCAAAUCCACCGCCUCGAUCGUCUCCUCCUUUUUCUCCUCCUCCUCCUCCUCUUUCGUUCUCGAUCUAAAUUCCCCGAAUCCUCCGAUCUCGGAUCCGAUUCCUCACACCUUCGAGUCCUAGAUCCCCUCCCCCGAUCUCCUCGCUGCGAUCGCCGCUUCCGAAAUGGCCAACGCAGCGUCAGGAAUGGCUGUUGAUGAUGAUUGCAAGCUGAAAUUCCUCGAAUUGAAGGCGAAGAGGACUCACCGCUUCAUAAUUUUCAAGAUUGAUGAGAAGCUGAAGCAGGUUGUAGUGGAAAAGCUUGGCGAGCCAUCUUCAAGCUAUGAGGAUUUCACUGCUAACCUCCCUGCCAACGAAUGCAGAUAUGCAAUUUAUGACUUUGAUUUUGUCACUGAAGAGAAUGUCCAGAAAAGCAGGAUCUUCUUCAUUGCAUGGUCUCCUGACAUUUCGAGAGUGAGAAGCAAGAUGCUUUAUGCCAGCUCAAAGGACAGGUUCAAGAGAGAGCUAGAUGGUAUCCAGGUGGAGCUGCAAGCUACUGAUCCUUCUGAGAUGGACCUCGAUGUCAUCAGAGGCCGUGCCAAUUGAAUACCAGCAGCGGAGGUAUUCUCCCUGCACUUUGGUUUGGUUUGGUGAAUGUUUAUAGUAUGUGGGAGGGUUGAUUUGGUCGAUAUAAUAUGGCUUGUUGUCUAUGUUAUAAAUACCUUAUUGCUUCUGAUGAAUCUUUAUGCCAUUUGGAGGUCAUGCAAGUUGAGCAUUCGCAGUGGAGAUGUUUUCCCUGUGCUUUGCUAGAUUUGAUUAAUGUUCACACUUCAUGGAAUGAUGGAUUUGGUAGACUAUAUGGCUUGUGUAGGCUAUUAAGUACUUCUUGCCCUAUUGGAAUUGUUUCUCACUUGAGUUACA